Messenger RNA from Drosophila willistoni, 904 nucleotides. RefSeq lists its product as uncharacterized. NCBI's taxonomy places the organism in Eukaryota, Metazoa, Arthropoda, Insecta, Diptera, Drosophilidae. The record is from RefSeq and is a predicted model, not a curated record. The transcript has 2 exons. The coding region runs from base 257 to 904 and encodes 215 amino acids.
GGCAGAUGCGGAAUCGGCAACCAUUAAUAUCAGUGGAAAAAACGGUCCCAAACAUCAGCUAAAUGGAGUCUGGUUAGUCAACGAUCUAAAAAUUCCAACACAACAACUUGACUAUAAAGCCGUUAUAGAUGGCAAUGAGCAUCGGCCAAUGUUAUCUAAAACCAAAUUAGGCUGGGUAGUACAUGGACCAGCACAAACCAAUCUACAAGCAUGACAUUUUACUUGCUGUCAAAUAGAAGAUGUAUGUCUACAACAAAUGAUUAAGCAACAAUUCAGUAUUGAAAACUUCGGUGCCUGUACAAUAAAGAUCGACAAAAUACGGUCUGUGGAUGAGCGGUCAGCAUUAGCAAAGGCCGAAAGCUCAAUUAACCAAAAGGGUAAUUUCUAUGAAAUUGGAUUGCCAUGGAAAUCGGAUGACAUAAAACUACCGGAAAGCAAGUCAAUGGCUUUUCAACGACUCAAAUGUCUUGAGCGAAAGCUUUUGAGAGACAAGGAUACCGCAGAAGCAUAUAAGAACGAAAUAACAAAACUUUUGGACAAAGGUUAUGCCGUCCAAUUAACAGACAUUAACGUUCUCAACUCUCCAAAACUGUGGUUUUUACCACAUUUUGCUGUUAUCAACCCAAAUAAGCACGGCAAGGUUCGACUUGUAUUCGACGCUGCGGCUACUUGCAACGGUACGUCCCUCAAUAGCAACCUGUUUACUGGCCCAGACUGGUCUAUAAUAGGAAUUUUGAUACGAUUUCGGCUACAUGCGGUAGCAGUCGUAGCGGACAUUCGCGAAAUGUUCAAUCAGAUCUCCCUUGAUUUGAUCAUCCCAGCCUAUUCCAGACUCCCAUACAUCUCGCAUAAGGAUUCGUCCUUUGAUUGUGACUGGUGUCAUGAGCCCCAAUGGGUCAUAUAG